This is a messenger RNA of Sinocyclocheilus rhinocerous, 1204 nucleotides long. Its product is annotated as interferon-induced protein 44-like. Gene Ontology annotation, biological process: immune response. Lineage: Eukaryota; Metazoa; Chordata; Actinopteri; Cypriniformes; Cyprinidae. The record is from RefSeq and is a predicted model, not a curated record. Bases 103 to 1125 code for a protein of 340 amino acids. The transcript has 8 exons.
CAAACUCUACAGUACUUUCGUUUUCUCAGAAUUGACACAUUUCACUUGGUUUCACCGCUCUCUUUGUUACGGAUCAGAAAACAUUCUCUUCUCUGAUCAAAGAUGAAUCAAGGAUUCCGUUUUGGCAUACCUGAAGAAGUCAAUGUUACCCCAUCCCCAGUGUUCAGCACACUAGUCAGUAUAUGUCCAGCCUCCUCUUCAGGCUCCAAUUAUCCUAGCACACCUGAAAAUGCAACUCCACCUCCUAUUCUUGAAGUUCCAAGUUCCAAGUUUCAAGUUUCAUCCUUAUUGGAAAAUGAGUGGAGAAAUAUGGAGUGGAGUGAAGAAGUGAGAGAGACAUUGAUGGAGUCUGUCAGGUCAUUUAAACCAGCCAGUGAGACGGUUACCGAAGCCAGAGUUUUGCUGGUCGGUCCAGUCGGUGCUGGAAAGUCCAGCUUCAUCAGCUCUGUCCAGUCUGUCUUCUCUGGACGGGUCAUCAACAGAGCCAUGGUGGGCUCUUCAUCCUCCACCAGCUUCACUAAAAAGCUUCGCUCGUACAACAUCAGAGGAGCAGGAGAGAAUGCAAACGAGCCCACAGCUCUGGUCUUGUGUGACGUGAUGGGUGUAGGUGAAGGAGAAAGCACUGGACUGACUCUUCACGAUGCACUGUCUGUCAUUAAAGGACACGCACCAGAGGGACACCAGUUUAGCCCUGAGCAGCCGAUUGGAGCAGAGACUGUGGGCUUCUUAAAGAAACCGAGCACUAAUGAUAAAGUGCACUGUGUGGUGUUUGUGAUAGACGGCUCAAAAGUCGGUUCCUACGCCAAAAGCUUUGGCGCGACUUUCCAGCAGUUAAGAGAACACAUUAGCAACUUAGGUGUACACCAGGUGGCGUUACUGACCCAUGUGGACCAGGUUUGUAACGCUACCGGAAGUGACAUUACCAAGGUUUACAAGAGCAAGGCCAUUCAGCAGGCGAUGGUGAAGGCUGGAGAGCUGCUGGGAAUGGCCACAUCCUACAUCGUCCCAGUGAAGAACUACUGCUCAGAGCUGGAUCUGGGUGAAAACACUGAUAUUCUGCUGCUCAAAGCUGUUGAUCAUAUCUUACAAUAUGUGAAUCUGUACUUUCAAGACGACAGCGAUUAAAGCAGAGCUUCUCAACUCUGGCUGUCCAGAUCCACUUUCCUGCAGAGUUUUGCUCCAGUCUCGAUCAAACCUGCCUGCC